Anopheles nili is the source of this 2385-nucleotide messenger RNA. RefSeq lists its product as uncharacterized. The record is from RefSeq and is a predicted model, not a curated record. The transcript is spliced from 6 exons. Lineage: Eukaryota; Metazoa; Arthropoda; Insecta; Diptera; Culicidae. Bases 85 to 2385 code for a protein of 766 amino acids.
ACAAGGGGAAAAACCUCCAAAGUCUUCACUCGUUAUCGGCGUUUUGAGCAGCCGAUCAACAGCACCAUCCGGAACCGGUUCACGAUGAAGCUUCUGCUAGCGGUGUUAACUUUCGCGACGUCCCUGCUUAGCAUACAAUGCCGUCCUCAGGCCAUACACUUCUUCCCUUACCGACCGGCGGAGCUGCCAGCGCCGUAUCCGUUCCACGCGCUCGGCUCUCCCGUCAGCAGCCAAGCGUACCGGUUGGUGCCGGUUCCGCUUCCGGCGCCGGUGCAGAGCGAAAAGCGUGUGCCCAAGCCGUCGGAACCGUUGCUCCGUACGAGUCAGGGAAAGCCCCAACUGCAGGCAAAAGCGCCCAAACGCGUCACGAACGCUCCGUUCCUGCAGGCGCUUCAGCAGCCCAAUGGGCAGUUUAAGCUGCAAAAGUACACCCUGGCUAUGCCAGAGCGGCUCCAGCAACCCAUCGUCAGCGAUCAACCAGCGCAGGUCGACACACCGACAGUGCCAUCUAAUCCCAAGAAACAGAACACAAACAGCGUGCUAAGUCAGCAGUUGGAAAGCGCGAUCCUGCCGCAGGAAGUCAACCCGGUUGUGGUGAGUGCCGUGGGUUCGACGACGGCUGAUGCACCAGUGCUAGGACGUGUGCCAGUGGCACCGACAGUGUCCGAGUACUAUCCCUUCUACGGUGGUCCAAUGACUGACAACCGCGAGGAAGCCUCACUCAUACUGGAACCCUCGUCGAAGGCCGUCUCGGGAAACGGUGGCACCGCUAUUUCGACGCCGGUCUCGCACGCUAUCCUGAAGCAUGGCAGCCGGUCGAAGAUCCUGUUCCGGCCACAGUCGGUUGCGAUCGUUGGGGCGAAUGGGCGUGCCCACGCGCAGGCCGACCUGAUCGUCGACUACGUGAACCCGGAACACCGAACCGCAACGGACGUGCUGAAACUGCCCUUCUACGGAGGCGCUCGUGGUCAGAUACUGGAGAUUCGCAAGAAUAGUGAUGGAACGGUGGUGAGCAAGAUCCUACGUGGUGAUGACGAAGAUAUGGAGCUGAAGGUGCACCACAUGGGAGAUGAACCUCAACCGGGGUUGAAACCGUCCUCUAUCGAGCAAGCUCUGGAAGCGAGCGACGAAGACAUCAAGGGCGCGGACCAGUCGUUCGGAGACUAUCUGCUAAAGAUCCAGAACGCAGCCGCAUCGCUCGUCUCGCUGCAGGAGACGGUGAAGAAGACUGGCAAGUUGUCGUCGGACCAACGCAAAGUGUACACGGAUAACCUGGAGAAGCUUGGGGUGGCCGCCCAGAAGCUGGCGCAUAUCCAGCAGUCGGAUGAUGAUCAGGAUGCGAUCCGGUUUUUGUUUGACUUAUCCGCUUUGACAGCUAACUACGAGACUGCGUCGACUGGCGAUCCACAGAAGAAGAAGGUCUCUUCCGGCAGCAAGCUGACGUCGUUCCCAGGCUACAAGGGCAAAGAAGACAAUAAGAAGAAGGAAGAGGAGGAGAACGUGGGCGAGGACGGUUCCGGUGGAGAUUCUGUACAGGUAGACACCCAGGAGAAGGAGUCGUCCAUUGCCGAGGCUAAGCCCGUAGGUCUUGCGAUCGCCGGCGAGGGAGGUGUUGCUUCAUCCAAACCGGUCGCAACGGCUGUGGUCGGUGACGGAGGACUCGCUGUAGCUCGUCCUGUCGCAACGGCCAUUGCGGGCAUCAAACCGAGCGAACUUGGUUCACUGGGUCUACCGAUCUCGAUCAAUAAGAAGGUGUUGACGAAGGGAAAGUACGGUCUGGUUGCAAGUGGAGACGAAGUCUCUGGUGGCGUUCUGGUUGGUCCCGACUAUGAAGCUCGUGUGGCGCCAAAAGAAAUUGAGGCUGAACUCGAGGACAAUCGCCAGCAGGCUAUGGCAGGCUUCGACACGGAGAAGUUCCUGGCGAAUCUGCGACUGAAGACGACACCGAAUGGUGCCACGACCGGACUUCCGAAUGGACCUCAAACGUUGGCCGCUUAUCAACCGACGUCUUAUCUGCAGCAAACCGUCCCCUACAUGUCGGAUUAUAACGUGGGACAAAGUGCGUACCCAAUGUACACACCGACGUUUAUGCCGUAUUACGCCAUCUCACCAAACUACUAUCAGUACCCGACGGCAAUGAGCACGCUUAACGCGUACCAAGUGGCCGCCCUACAAUCGGCUUUGUACAACUCGUACUUGUACAGUGCGUAUCAGCAACCGCAGCUGCAACAAACGGUCGCCCAGAAUCCCUUUCAGCAGUAUGAGUAUCCUCAGCGGACUCUCUACAAUCCAUCACCCGUCGUCAGCCCAGUCGCUGCCUACUCGAACUAUAAUAAUUACGCAUCCUUCAGCAGCCCUUCGCCAUACCGAUUUUUCUACUAUUAG